UGCCAUGUCUGAUUAUUAAUAAUAGCUAAUAUGGCUGAACGUUUGUCAGCUGUGGGACAGUUAGGAAAGAAUUAAGAAUAAUAAUGGCUGGUGAAAUAGACCAUUUUAAUUCUUACACCUUUACUCGACCGGUUAAAUCAAAUAAUAAAGUGAAUGUACUUGAAUGUCGUGUAUGUGAAGAUGUAUUUGGGCUUCAAGGCGAUAAAGUACCUCGCCUUUUAUACUGUGGCCAUACAGUGUGCCAUGCGUGUCUGCUUCGUCUUCCAUUGAGAGACAAUGCUGUACAAUGCCCUUUCGACAGACAACCCACACCAGUUGGAAAUUCAGGUGUUUUGGGGUUGAAAAAGAAUUUUGCCCUGUUGGAACUCUUGGAAAGACUUCAGUAUACUCAUGAAAGAGCGGCCCAUUUCUACACCGCAGAUUUAUUGGAAAAAGAACGCCAGCUAUCAGUUAACUGCGAUGAAGAUGAACAUCAUAUAGCAGUUCUGUACUGUACUGUGUGUACAUCACACCUGUGUGAGGAAUGCUCGGAAUUGACUCACGCUACUCGCACGCUCGCAAGGCACCGGAGAGUGCCUCUCUCUGACAAACCUCGUGAAAAACCAAAAUGCCCAGCGCAUCCUACACACAUUGCUGAAUUUACGUGUCUGGAAGAUGACUGCCAAACACUGCAGUCUGGACCGGGGCCUAUCAUGUGCUUCAUUUGCAAGGAUUAUGGUCGUCACAAGAGCCAUAAGCAUGCUUUGGUAGAAACUGAAGCUGAAAACAUCCGAGCAACAGUCAUAAAUGCUGUCCAGCAUAUGAGAAAAUUUAUGGAAGAUAUGAGUGAAACUGUACACAAACUGGAACAAGUAGUUCAGAUGCUUGAAGGUACGGGAAGGGAGGGGGGAACGGCCGAUCUUGCUCGUGCACGUGUUCAGACGUACUUCCAGCAGCUGCGUGAAACGCUACAGCUACAGGAGGUUGCGGCCAUGGCUGCAGUGGACACUCACAUAAGAGAAAGACUCUGUUCAUUGCGUCAGCUUCAGGAAGAUUUAUCUACAUCAGUUUCACAGAUGGCCAGUGUGUGUGUCCAGUGCGAACAAACUAUACAGCAGGAUGAUACUCGUGUCUUGAUGGUUGGUAGAGAAAUCAAGGAGGCUCUGAACUCGAUUGAGAAACAGCAGCAGCAGUAUUCCGAGUUGAGCCCAGAACAGUUGCAACCUGAUCCUAGCAUACCCAUUACUUUCACGAAGGAUAAUCGCGUACAUAUUGGACCGAAGAUUGAAAUGCGAGUUGUUACUUUGGGUUUGGAUGGUGCUGGGAAAACUUCUGUUCUUUUCAAGUUGAAGCAGAAUGAGUUCAUGACCAUGAUUCCAACCAUAGGCUUCAAUGUGGAGACAGUGGAAUAUAAGAAUCUGAAGUUCACAAUCUGGGAUGUUGGAGGACAGCAUAAACUGCGUCCACUUUGGAAGCAUUAUUACUCCAACACUCAAGCGGUGGUGUUUGUCAUUGACUCGAGCAAUCACGAUCGGCUUGCUGAAGCCCACAGUGAACUUGCGAAACUUAUGUCUGAGAAAGAGCUGGAGGACGCAUCUCUGUUGAUCCUGGCAAACAAACAGGACAUUCCUGGCUGUGCAACAAUAGAGGAACUGACGGAGCAGUUUGCGCUGUAUAAAUUAUGCUGUGGUAGGAGGUGGCAUAUUCAGGCUUGUGACGCGCAAAGUGGGACGGGUCUCCACGAUGGACUGGACUGGUUGUCACGGCAAAUAGUUGCAGCAGGAGUAUAUGACAUCAGUUAAUUAUUAUUAUUAAGUACUGGUUAGUAUAUUGUUACCUUCCCUCAGUUGAGAUUCAUGUACGUUAGUAGUUAACAGAGGAUGCGGUUCAUGAACCUAACCUAACUCCUACCAGAAUAUUUAUAAACACGGAAGAUUCUUGGAUGUUCUUAGAUGCAUUCUGGCCCAUAGAGAUAUAUUCAGAGAUUAACGCUUUGACAAGUAUUCAUAUAUAUUUAUGUGUAAAUAAAAAUUAAAUAAAGUGUCUGUGUAUUUGAA
Messenger RNA from Zootermopsis nevadensis, 2036 nucleotides. RefSeq names its product E3 ubiquitin-protein ligase TRIM23. The record is from RefSeq and is a predicted model, not a curated record. Gene Ontology annotation, molecular function: GTPase activity; zinc ion binding; GTP binding. NCBI's taxonomy places the organism in Eukaryota, Metazoa, Arthropoda, Insecta, Blattodea, Termopsidae.